Messenger RNA from Fopius arisanus, 7931 nucleotides. It is a transcript of the gene Mgtor, whose product is annotated as Megator. The transcript has 2 exons. Gene Ontology annotation, cellular component: nuclear pore. NCBI's taxonomy places the organism in Eukaryota, Metazoa, Arthropoda, Insecta, Hymenoptera, Braconidae. Gene Ontology annotation, molecular function: structural constituent of nuclear pore. The record is from RefSeq and is a predicted model, not a curated record. Bases 149 to 7270 code for a protein of 2373 amino acids. Gene Ontology annotation, biological process: regulation of mitotic spindle assembly; protein import into nucleus; mRNA export from nucleus.
ACUCCAUUUUCUUCUAAUCGGCUUGAGAUAAAUGGCAAAAGCACCGGUCAUUGCCGGCAAACACUCUUUUAUUUUCUGAGAGAUAGUCCAAAAUCAUUAUAUCAUUUGAAAAUAUAAAAAUCCAUUGGAGAUAUAACAACGAGUAAAAAUGGAGACCGAGGAGAGCGAUCGAGACAUUCUCGGCCAAAUUCUCAGCGAAACAGAACUCACACAAAUUCCGGAAGACAUUGCAACAAAAUUGCGAUCACAUUUCAACGAAAAUUUUGAAGGAUUCAUCACUGCUAAAGCCGUUUUCCAACAUGGCAAGCAAAAUUACGAGAAAAAAAUUGAGAAGCUGGAAAAAGACUGCCAAGAGCAGCAGCUGGACUUUGACGAGUGCAAAGGAAAGCUGGAGAUGGCAGAGACUCAUGUCACCGAUCUCCAGGUGAAGCUCGACGAGGCAAAAACGGAAAUCUAUAAGCUCCAGGAGUCAUUGAAACGUCUGCAAAAGGAGACCUCAGAAUUCAGACGUCAACGAGACGCAGCAGUUGAUGAACGUGACACCCUCCAGUUGCAGGCAGAGCGCAGAGAUCAUGAGGUGGAGCGUCUGCACACUGAGCUGAAUUCCCUGUCUGCCCAGCUGCAGUCAGCAGUGGCAGCUAAAUGUCAGGCUCUGGCUGAAUCCGAGGAGAUCAAGAGUCGAGAGCUCAACCUGGAUUACAAAGAGAAACGCCUGGAGCAGGAGAGGAAUCUCAUGUGCCAGCAGAUGAGCUCCCUGGAGGUCGAACUGUCGAAGAAGACGUCAGAACUCCAGACAACAAGGUCAGAGGCAUCAGCAAGGAGUCUUCUCACAGAGACUCGUCUAUCUCAACUGGAAGAGGAGCUCAGAAUUUCCAAUGACAGUUUGACCCAACUCCGAGAAGUCAACACUAAUUUCCAGAAGAGGUGCGACGAAUUGACCCAGAAAUUGGAGGAGCAAAGGAACCACGAGUUGGCAAUGCACUCGUCAUACAGGGAGGAAAUUGGCGCCCAGACUAGACUCGCUGAUUUGUACAAGGGGAUGUCUGAAGAGGCCAAUGCCAAAGCUGAAGAGUACACAAAUGCUGUUAAAGAGCUUCAGUCGAUUGUUGAGCAGGCAACUGAUCAGUAUGGAACCUUGGAGACGGCUUUUGCUCAAUUUAAAUUGGAGCACGAGGAAAUUCUGGCCGAGAAGGAGAGGCGAAUUGAAGAACUGUCUGCAGAGCUGGAGAAGGCUAAUGAAUUGCUGGGAAACCUGAAGCAGGAGAGAUUGGACCAGGCAGUGGAGCAAUUAGCUCCAACAGCGGCGAUCACAAGUAGAAUUCUCAAGAAAGGACUGAGUUUAACUCAGAUCUACACAAAACUCGUAGACACUGUGAACGAGCUGACUGUUGAGAAGGAAGAGAAUGACAAGCUGAAAGCCCAGAUGGACGUGAUCCUUAAAGAACUUGAGGAUAAAGCCCCAGCCGUCCAGCGCCAGAGAGUUGAGUACGAGGCAGCAGUUGCCAACGUAGAAACCCUCUCGAAUCAGCUGGACGAACUUCUGACUGAGAAUAAUCGUCUCCAGGAGACUGCUGAUGAAGCUGCACGACUCUCCAGUCAUCAGACUCGUGAGAACCAACGUCUGAAGACAGAACUCUCUGAUUUAGCUCGACAGGUCUGCUUCCUCCUGAAAGAAGUCCAGGAGAGCCGAACUGGAACUAGACUUCCCACUGGUGAUGAAACCGCCAUGGAGACAGACUUGGCGUCGUCCCAGCUGAUCAGUAAGAGACUAGUGACAUUCCGAGACAUCGAGGAGCUUCAGGAGAACAACCAGAAACUUCUGUCAAUCGUGAGAACAUUGUCCACGAGACAAGAAGAGAUAGAACGCUCUAAUGAUGAUUUACAAUCUGGGGAAUUGAAUGAGAAAUUAGCUCGAUAUCUCGAGCAGUUGUCAGAGAUGCAGGCAGCCCAGGAGAGACAAAGCAAGAUGCUGGAUGGAUUGAUGAGACAACGAGACAUGUACAAGAGCAUGUAUCAGCAGGCCUUAAAUCAGACUCCUGGGCAGGGUGUAAAGGAUUCCCAAGAGAGUCUUCAACAGGAUUCAAGUUCUGAGGAUAAAUCCACCUCUGAAGACCCUGAGAAAUCUCUGCAGGCUCAAGUAGACACGAUCAAAGAGCUCGAGAGAAAGCUCUCUGAUGCUGAAAUCAAGUUGAAAGCUAUUAGCGACGAGUACUCGACUUAUAAAAAAGAAAAGGCUGCUCACGAGAAGAUGCUUGGGGAGGAGGUGGAAAGACUGAGAAAAGAGGCAGAUACAAAUUCCACUCGCUGCUGUCGUCUGAAGGUUCAGCUGGAUUCGUCACAAGAGCGGUUCAAUCUUCUCCAGUCUAAUGUAGCUACGUACAGGUCGCAAAUAAAAGCACUUGAAGAGACGCGUGCUAAUUACAGCACAACAAUUGGAAAGCACGAGCAGAGCAUAAUGCUGCUGAAGGACGAAGCCCUCACUGCCCAGUCUAAAUUGUCUCGUGCUGAGGUUCAGCUGGAAAAUCUCAGGCAGGAGAGACAGCAUCUCCGGGACAAUGAGGGACGUUUGCUGAAGGAACGAGAGAUGCUGCAUAGAGAGAGACAGACACAGGCCCUUCUCAAGGCUGAUGUAGAGUCUAUCAAGGCUAGUUUGGAGAGGGCGCAGGCUGAGGGUCAACUGAGAGCUGAAAUGCGAUUGGAUGACGCCAAUAGGGAGUGCGCUGCAUUGCGGAGACGUUUGCAGGAGGAGCAAGACAGGUUUAGAGAGCUGUCGUCUCAUCUGGAGAGACAGUUGUCGACAGCCCAGGAGAGGCUGGCUGAGGAGCAGACUCUUGGGGAGCGAUUAAAGUCAGAGCUGGAUGAGGUGAAGACAGCCCAGGGGAUUGUGGAACGGAAGGCUGAGGAAUUGGAGGCUAAACUCAGGGAGACACAAGCUCAAUCGCGAGCCAAACCCAUCACUGGGGAUGAGAAUCUUGCUAAACGGUUGCAUGAAUUGGAGUUGCAGCUGGCUGGAGCGAAUGCUGAAAUCAGGUCGUUGGUGGAGCAGCUGAAAACAGCGAGACAGCAGAAUCAGCAGUACAGUGAUAUUGCUGAUAGCACGGAGACACAAUUGAAGGAGAUGGCUGAUCAGCAUCAGAAGAGGGUGAGAGAGCUGGAGACAGCACUGGAAGCUGCGAGAAAUGAUGCUGCAACUCUUGAUAAACGGGUGAAACACCUCGAGAGUGAGUUAAUGCAAUCGCAGAGUGGACAGCAGGUGAGUGAUUCGGAGUUGAGGGAGAGGCUGUCGUCUGCUGAGACUAAACUGGAGGAGUUGGAUGAAGUUAAGGGUGAGCUUGAGCUUAUGAAGAGUGAUCUUCAGGCUGCGUCACAGGCAGCGCAUGAGGCUGAGGAGAAGUACGCCAGGGAGAUGGUGCUUCAUUCCAAUGAUCUCCAGGCAUUAGCUAAAUUGCGUAGUGAGACUGAGAAUAUAUCCAAGACUGUCAGUCAGUUGACUCAGGCCAGAGAUACUGCUGUGGCUGCCCUUGAGGCAGGGAGGUCAACCAGUCAAGCACGAGAGGGAGAACUCAAGAAAGAUAUCGAGGAGUUGGAGAGGAGGAUCGAUGAUCUCGAUAAACAGAAUGGACUCCUUCAUAAUCAGAUUCAGGAGUUGAGUGAUAGAACUGCUAUUAUGCAGAGCAGUAGAUCAUCCAUUGGGGAGCAGGAGGCCAUGGAUACCAGUAUUGAGAACAUGAACAAGAGUUUUACUGGAACGGAAGAGGACUCAAAAUCCACUGAACAAUUACUGAAGAUCAUUAAAUAUCUGAGGAGAGAGAAGGAUCUAGCUGUUACCAAACUCGAUGUUCUUCGUGCUGAGAGCAUGAGACUCAAGUCACAGGUGGAGAAUCUUGAGAAGAGAGUGAAGGACGCUGAGGAGGCCAUGAAUUCCCAGAGGGAAAAAUCAGAUAUCGAUGUUGCAACGACCUCCAGGCAUGCUGAACUCUUGAGAAAAGUGGAGACUCUCAAUGCCAUUGCUGAUUCCAAUAGAAUUCUCAGAGAGGAACGAGAUACUCUGCUAACUAAAGUCACAGACUUGUCUUCCCAGAUAUCAACGCUGUCUGAGGAGGUGGUGCCCCUCAGGGAACAGGCGAGAGACCUCACAGCAAAGACAGAGCUACUCACAGCAGAAAAUACUGGCUUGAGGAGCGAAGCCAUGAGGUGGAGGCAACGCGCCAAUGCUCUGGUGGAACGAGCCAAUAAAGCUAGUCCUGAGGACUGGAGGAGACUCCAGACAGAGCGUGAGAAUCUCAGUAAAUUGUUAACCUCGGAGCGUGAAAUUCAUGCCAAGAAAAUGGAGGAGCUGAACGCCCUGAAGGCGGAAAAGGCAAGACUCGAGGAGCAGAACCUCCAGCUGCAGAAACAAAUUCAAACCCAUGGGGAGGAGGCAACCAAAGCCUCGGAGGAAGCUCGUAAACUUGGACAAGAUCUUAAUGAAGCCCUUGCCGACUCAACCUCAAAGUCCAAUGAUCUGGCUUCGUUGAAGAAAGAACUGGAUGACAAGGAAGCUGCGCUCAAUGAUGUCAAGAACAAAGAAAUUCAGAUUAGAAGAAUUGCCAAGAAAUAUAAGACACAGUAUGAGGAACUGGCCAAUCGUCGCGUCGAAGAGGUGCCCGCCGAACCCAAUCCUGAGGACGUUCAGGCCACUCAAGAGAAGGAGGAAGUGUUGAGAGAGGAAGGACGCAGGGAGAUUCGUCAAAAAAUUGUGGACCUAGAGGGGCAGAUUGAAGAGUUGAAUGCAACGAUUAAUUCACUUCGUGAGGAAGGUGAUGGACUCAGGAGGGAGAUUGAUAAUUUAAAUAGAACGAGUUCUGAGAAGGAGGAGAGGACAACGAGGCUGCUGAAAACAGCCAAAACACGAAUUAUGCAAUUGACCGAGUCCAAAGCCAGAUGCGAGAGGGAACUCAUCGAAUCGAAGGAGAAGAUCGAAUCAAUGUCGAAUGAUAAUGAUCAGAGUGAGCACGACGCAAGGCUGACUGUCAUAAAAUCUCAAUUGGAGGCGAGGAUCGCUAGAUUGGAGCAUGAGAAGGCUGAGAUAAUAGCUGAGAAAGAGGCUUUACUCCAGAGAAUUGCCCAGAUGCAGCGACAGCUGUCAGCUGGUGUCAGUGGAGUUUCAGUGAUGACUGAACCACCGACAGCUAAUAUCAAGCCAAUGGCUUCAGCUAGAGCUGAGACUCCUCUUGCAAGCAUCAGACCCCUCAAUGUUCAGAGCAGAACAGCUGCUGUUAUGCCGACAACUGCUAAUAAUCCGGUGCUCGUGGCACCUCAGCAGCAGCAACAGGUGGUUCACACUACUGAGACGAGUUCACCGACUAGCAGUCAUACGGAUUAUCAGCCAAGUACGAGUACGUCGGUGUCACAGGCUGGGCAGUCGAAUUUGAGACAACUUGCUGUCCAACCGCAGUUGAGUGAAUCUGCUGAGUCGACACAGAGAGAGGAGUCUGAGAAUUCUGAUAAUGGACAGCAGGUGCAGCAACAGGGACAGCAGCAGAGCUGCCAGAAUCAGCAGGUACAGCAGCAGGGACAGAGUCAGCAGGUGCAGGGACAGGAUCCACAGCAGCCACCGCAGACUGUAGCACUUGUCAGUCCCCGGGUAGAGCAGCAGAGCAUGCAGCAGACUCAGCAGACGACUGGAGGUGAUCAGCAGCAGACUAUUCCCAGCAGUUCGACACAGUCUGUUAGCACUUCUCAGGUUUCUGGGGGCCAUAAAAGACCGAGAACUCUGGAGCCCACUGCCUCGGGGUCUGGUGUUGUCGAGGGUACUGAUUUGAGGACUGACCAACCGAGUCCAAAGGCCAAGAGAAUUCGCACGCAAGAAAUGCCCAGUACAGCGACAACCAGUGGAUCUGAGGUUGAGUAUCAAGUUCCGACAUCCAGCCAACGAGACCAAGACGAGGAACCUGAAGAUGGGUGUGUCGUUGUGGAUUGUGACGAGGGUGGUGGUCACAAUCAGGCACCCGAGGAAGAGGAAUUUGACAAUGAUCCCUAUGGAGAAAUGGAGGAGGACGAGGAGGAGGAGGAGGAGGAAGAGGAAGAGCUUCCAUAUGGCGUCGAGGAGGAGGUAGAGGGUGACAAUAACGAGGUAGAAAUAAUGGAGGAUGACUCGAGAAAUGUCGAAGUGCCAAGACAAGUACAACAGGCUAUUCCUACCAGUCAACCCCAGCAACAGCAGUCCGAGGCUAUCAGCAGCGCUGGACCCACUGGGGAGCCUCCAGCAUUUUCAAGGUCUUCCAGGGGAAUAGCCCCAAUGCCACGCCAGCAGCAACACUUUCUGCUUCCUCAACAGGGAUAUGAAGAUGGCGGAGAUGACAGUAUUGUCCCCAGCACUCCAACACUAUUCGUUCCACGAAGGGGUGAUGGUUUUGGUGAGGCUGUCAGCUCUCCCCAGGUACCACAGGGUCGAUUUACCUUCGGUGAUUCAACACCGUCGUCCACCCCCUCACUAACUCCCACUUGUACUACAGUGAGAACAAUGUUCGCUGUUUCUGGGUCUGGAGUUGCUCAGGUUGUUCAAGAGGGUAUGGACGAUACCAGAAUGGAUUUGACACAGUUGGAAGACGGUGGCACUGGUCGAAGUGUUCCAACGACUCCCCUCCAGGUAUCACCAGCAGCUGAUUUACCCCCGUCGACCUCUGGGGGACAGGAGGAGCAGGAGGUAGCAAUUGCUGGCUCGUCAGCGACUCCUGGAUCAGUUGAUAUGAGUGUCGAGGGAACAUCGGCACCUAGUAUUCGUGUCACUGAUGAACAAGAGAGUGAGCAGAUGGAGGCAGUUCCAGGAUCGAGUACAGCACCUGGUGCUGAUGGUGUUAGUUCGGAAAGUGAUCAACCGACAACUGAUCCAUCGGGAUGUGGCACGGAGGGGUCUGUUGAUGAGGACUCUGUCGAGGCUGGAGGCGAUGAAGGUGAUGCCGAGGAGGAGGGACGAGAGGCUGAAGCCUCACCUUCCAGCAAUGUCAGGCAGAGGAAUACUGUGAGUGCUGGUGUCAAUGCAGCUAAUAUUAUCUCGGGGGAGGAAAAUCGUGGAGCUGUUACCAGGAGAUCGGCCAGGGCGGCAGCACAGCAGUACAGGGGAAAUCCGAGGGGUGCCAGGACUCCGAUCACUUGGGGGAAUCAGGGCACCACUGGACAAUCACCCGUGAGAGGACAUCCUGCUAGAGGCACUGCCAUUGAUGGGGUCAGGGGUAGAGGCUCCAGGGGGAGGAGAGCCAGGUCCAAGUACUCAUUCCCCAGGUACUAGGAUUUUAAAAAACUUUUUUUUUGGUUAUCGUGGGGUGGGAGUUUUUAUCGGGAAUUACUUUUCCUUCGUACAGAGAAUUAUUUUAAAGUCGCAGUUGGUGGUUUUCAUUUUUCACCUGGAGAAAUAGCGAUUGGAAUGGAAUUAUUAUUGGUUGCUGUGUUCUUCCGAUUCUCUCAAGACUUUUGCAAUUUUUCACUCACUAUAAUAGAAUGCUUGGGAAACCAUCGGUCUUGGGAAUAAAUGUGAUUUUCUGUAUGAAAAAAGGUUUACCGUGAAAUUUUUCGAAAGAAAAAAAAAUUGUGAGGGUUUGUUACAUUGAGACAUCGACGUGAGUCCAUUUUACCCCAAGAGUCUGUCCUCAUUUACCUUUUUACGAAUAGUUAUAAGUUUUUUGACGUUUGACAAAGUCUCUUCGACUUUUUUUGAAUCAUCUGUCAUUCCAAUUCAUAUUUUUCAUUUAAAUCACCUAUUCUUUCUUUUACGCUAGAAGGGAUAUUUAUCUCAGGUAGUAAAAUACUGCGCAUUUAUAAUUACGACUCCUUGCGAGAUUUCCAAUGUAGCGAGAAGGAAUGAUAUUCAUGAAGAUUUAUGAGUAAAUUAGAAUGUCGAUUAUUGGAUCGAUUAUUGGAUUAAAUUAAUAAACCAGGUGUAUAUAAAGAGA